This is a messenger RNA of Phragmites australis (common reed), 1370 nucleotides long. RefSeq lists its product as uncharacterized. The transcript is spliced from 8 exons. Gene Ontology annotation, cellular component: RNA polymerase III complex. The record is from RefSeq and is a predicted model, not a curated record. The coding region runs from base 509 to 1138 and encodes 209 amino acids. Lineage: Eukaryota; Viridiplantae; Streptophyta; Magnoliopsida; Poales; Poaceae. Gene Ontology annotation, biological process: transcription by RNA polymerase III.
CGGCUGGCCUACGACGGCGCGCCCGGGAUCCUCUGUACCGUAUCCAUCACCGCAUCAGCGCGCGCGGCGUCCGCGCGCCCCCGCCAGGGGCUGAUCCACCACUAGGACGAGCUAGGGCGGCCGCCCGAGGUCCCCGGCGGCGGAACCCAGCCCCCAUGGAUUUCCAGUGAGCCGGUGAGGUCUGAGGAAGAAGAAGACCGUCCGAGGGCUGAGGCCGCAUCUGCCGUCCGAGGCCUGCAUCUGCAAAUCCCACGGGCCGCCUGGAUCCGCACUCCGCAAUACGGCAAAUUGAAAAGCCCAGUAGCUCCAAUCGGCCCGGUGUCUGGGUCUCGCCUCUGGCCUCUCGGUCUCUCAAUUCGCCGGACGCCGCGUCGCCGCCCAAUCCCCUCCACCUCCGGGCUCCAGCCCUCCACGCUUCUCCCCCGCCGACGCCGCCCUCUCCCUUCAGCGACACGCUUUCCUCUGCUCUCUCCGGAUCCGCCUUCCACCGCUUCGACGCUUCCUCACAAUGGCCUUCCGGGGGCGCGGAAGAGGGGGCCGGGGGAGGGGAGGCGGAUUCGGGUUCGGGUUCGAGCACCCAGCCAAGCACGCGCCCCACGAGGACUUCCCGGACAUCACCCUGCCGGAGAUGACGUGCACCAAGGCGAGCAACGAGGAGAAGGCACUGUUGCAGUCCACCUUGAAAUUCGAGGAGUUCUGGAGGCACUCUUGUUACCACCUCGAGGAGGAUGCUCCCAAGAAAAAGAAUGAAGAUAAAGAGAUUGAGAGAUUUUCUGAUAGGAAACGUAAGACACAAUUGAAGCGUGAAGCUCUCGCAUCAUAUCUCAAACUUACCCCGGCAAAUUUCCCUGCAGAACUGUUACAAGGUUCUAGACGAGGGCAACAAAGCAACAAGAAACUUCGGUGGGAUAGAGACUCAGAUGAGAAGGCACUUGAAGUCUUUGAGAAGCUGGAACAGACCCACAAGGACGGUGACAAGAAAGCAGAAAAGGAAGGUGAUGAUGAGGAUGAACAGGAAGAGGAAGAAGCAGAAGAGGACGAAAAUUCAGAUGAUGAUUAUAAUCAGAAUAUUGAGUUUGAUGACGAUGAUGAUGACUGGAACCAAGAGGAAGAAACACAUGAAGACUGCUAUGAUUAAAUAUGGCUGGCCAGAUUUUGCUUUCUUUUCAUUUGAAACUCAUCCAGCAAUUUUGUUGGGAGUAGUACCUAGUUAGGUUAUUGGAGAUCAAUAUUUGUUCUGGUCUUUCUUGUGAAAAUGUCACAUGCUUUUAUCAGAAACUCGUGCCUAUCAGAAUAGUGAAACACACUGUUGCUAGCUUUUCUAUUGCACUCUGCAAACGGUGAUUAAUAUGCAAUGGAGUGUAGUAUCA